Sceloporus undulatus (fence lizard) is the source of this 499-nucleotide messenger RNA. RefSeq names its product zinc finger protein 557-like. The record is from RefSeq and is a predicted model, not a curated record. NCBI's taxonomy places the organism in Eukaryota, Metazoa, Chordata, Lepidosauria, Squamata, Phrynosomatidae. The transcript has 3 exons. Bases 134 to 412 code for a protein of 92 amino acids. Gene Ontology annotation, biological process: regulation of DNA-templated transcription.
UGUAGAGUGUGUGUGUGUGUAUGAUUUGGAUGUUUAUGAUGUACACUGUGAUUGGACAUACUUCAUAUAAUCUCUAAGACAAGGAAAUGAUACUGCCUGACGGAUAUUCCCUUUCUCUCUCGUAGGUGACAGAAUGAUGCCUGCAACACAAGUUCAGAGGGCUGCUCUUUAUAAUGGAGGAGACACAGAUGCUGUGCGAUCAACUCAGGUUAUUGUGACAUUUGAGGAGGUGGCCGUGCGUUUCACAGAGGAGGAAUGGGUGCUUCUGGAUCCAGGCCAGAGGGCUUUGUAUCAGGCAGUCACAGAAGAGAUAAGUAGGAUUGUGGCCUCUCUGGAAGCUGACAAAUGGGGAAAAGAGUGGGUAGAAGGAAGUAAAUGUAAAAAGCCAGAAGAGCAACAGAAGGAAAAGUGAAGCAAUUGGGAAAGGAGGACUAAGUCUCUGCUUUUCAGGGCAGGGACCAGCAAUAAAUCACAGACCUAGAAAAGGCAGAUAAAAGAG